Molecule: messenger RNA, 7796 nt
Organism: Mauremys mutica (yellowpond turtle)
Lineage: Eukaryota; Metazoa; Chordata; Testudines; Geoemydidae
Gene: CREB1
Product: cAMP responsive element binding protein 1
Exons: 8
Coding region: 318-1301 (327 amino acids)
Biological process (GO): regulation of transcription by RNA polymerase II
Cellular component (GO): ATF4-CREB1 transcription factor complex; nucleus
Molecular function (GO): cAMP response element binding; DNA-binding transcription factor activity, RNA polymerase II-specific; protein binding
Source: RefSeq, a predicted model, not a curated record
CGGAUGGAUUCGGCUGUUUCCGUGCUCUCCGGUCGGCGGCGUUCGGGCGCCGCCGCGCGUUGUGUGGCUUCGGCCUUCUCCGUGAGCGCUCGGCGUUUUCCGCGCGGGGCCGCGGCGCUCUCGGCGCUUGCUCCCUGGCUGGCUCUCCUCAGUCGGCCGCUGCCUGCCUGUCGCCGGGCUGGGAGAGCCUUGUGUGUGAGUGACGCGGCGGAGGUGUAGUUUGACGCGGUGUGUUACGUGGGGGAGAGAAUAAAACUGCGGCGAGAGCCUAGGCGCGAACGAAAGCAGUGACGGAGCAGCCCGUAACCGGUAACUAAAUGACCAUGGAAUCUGGUGCAGAGAACCAGCAGAGUGGAGAUGCAGCCGUUACAGAGGCAGAAACCCAACAGAUGACUGUACAGGCACAACCGCAGAUUGCAACAUUAGCUCAGGUAUCUAUGCCGACAGCUCAUGCAACGUCUUCUGCCCCAACGGUGACCUUAGUACAGUUGCCUAAUGGGCAGACAGUUCAAGUCCAUGGAGUUAUUCAGACAGCCCAGCCAUCAGUUAUUCAGUCUCCACAGGUCCAGACGGUUCAGAUCUCCACUAUUGCAGAAAGUGAAGAUUCACAGGAGUCAGUGGACAGUGUCACAGACUCUCAGAAACGCAGAGAGAUCCUUUCCAGACGACCCUCCUACAGAAAAAUUUUGAAUGACUUGUCCUCAGACGCCCCAGGAGUGCCAAGGAUUGAAGAAGAAAAGUCCGAAGAGGAGACAUCAGCACCUGCCAUCACCACUGUAACAGUGCCAACUCCAAUUUACCAAACCAGCAGUGGGCAGUACAUUGCUAUCACCCAAGGAGGAGCAAUACAGCUGGCUAACAAUGGCACAGAUGGAGUACAGGGCCUCCAGACGUUGACCAUGACGAACGCAGCUGCAACCCAGCCUGGCACCACCAUUUUACAAUACGCACAGACCACUGAUGGACAACAGAUUCUUGUACCGAGUAACCAAGUUGUUGUACAAGCUGCCUCAGGAGAUGUGCAGACCUACCAGAUUCGCACAGCACCCACCAGCACCAUUGCGCCUGGCGUGGUCAUGGCCUCCUCCCCAGCACUUCCUACCCAGCCAGCAGAGGAAGCUGCACGAAAGAGAGAAGUGCGUCUAAUGAAGAACAGGGAGGCAGCGCGUGAGUGUCGCAGGAAGAAGAAAGAAUAUGUAAAAUGUCUAGAAAACCGAGUGGCUGUGCUUGAAAACCAAAACAAGACACUGAUUGAGGAGCUGAAAGCACUUAAGGACCUUUACUGCCACAAAUCAGAUUAAUUUUGGAUCCCAUUUUCACUUGUCAAGGUGGGAUAGAGACUGGGUUUGCCCACAACCAGAAAGACAAAGUAAACUUUUUAUUUUCUAAACAUUUCUUUUUUUUCUAUGCGCGAAACUGCCUGAAAGCAACUACAGAAUUUAAUUCGUCUGUGCUUUGCAUUAAACUGUGAAUGUUCAAACACUUGCCUCCACUUCUCCUCCCAAGAGAUUAUUUUCAUCACAACUAUCCUGAGCGUGAAAAAGAAGAAGAAAAGACUUCUUUCUCGUGCCCCCCAGCAUUUUCAAGGAGUAAUAAUGUUCAUUUGUGAAGACUUGGGGGGGAGGGUCUUUUGUAUGAUUUUAAGAGUUUGUGCUGACCUCUUUUGAUUGCCUUGGGGACAGAAUCACCCCCAUCCUCUUGGCCUGAAGUACUUUGUGGACCACAUAUAUAUAAAAGUAGGUAUGGCGCGAUGAAGAAGCAAUGGUUGCCAAAUUGAUACAUAUUCAUUAUAAACAAUUCAAAUAUAUGGCUGAGUGACAUGCCAAACGAAGGGAGCUCCAUAUACAGAUUCUUAGUAUGGAGAGAAAAUUAUUAAACUAGCCCAGGAGGCUUUUUGGUGUGUCAUCUGUAAUCUCUCUGCCUUCUAGAUUGAUAAAAGCUUCUCCAUACCUCAGAAACCAUUUCCUUUAUUUGUCAGUUGUUGCUUCUUGCAGUAGGUGUAUGUGUGUGUGUCUGUGUGUUCAAUAUUUUGAAUACACUAAAAGAAAUCACCAACUGAGUGAAACAUCGAGAUAUUGGAUGGGAAAUGAACUCAAAGUACCCAAAGGUACAAUAGUGAACAGCUUUUGUUUAGAAGACAGUUACAUAGUAAACAAGAGUAAUGCUUAAAGCCCUACCUGUUUUUAUCCAAGACAACUAUUUCACCAACUCCAUGUAUAAAUUCAUUGAUGAACAUGGAAUUCCUCUGAAUGUCUCAGCUCUACUCAAACACGUAGGUUAUCUGCAUUACUUUUAUGUUGAACACUGGUUUGCUGAAUUCUUUUUCAAACCCUGAGGCCUCCCUCUCUACUUAAAAUUCAUCUUUGUAAGACAACUUCAAAUAUGAGGACUACAAAUGUGACUAAAUAUUCCCUACUGAAUCCCACUUUUAGGGCAAGAACUCUGUUUGGGGAAAAUAUUGACUAUGAACCUGCCUGUCCUAACCAUAAAUGUACAUAACUUAUUCAGCGGAUCGUUUUAAUGUAAAGGGCCAGAUCCAGCAAACACUUUACUUAUUGAGUAAAGUUGCUCACAUGCAUCAGACAUUUGCAGGAUCGGGCCCUUGAGUAUGCACUGAGGGGAUAGCUAUUUUUUCCAGAAAUACAUGGCAAGAAACAGUAGAUGUAUCAUGUUAAAAACAGUGAGCUCUGUACUCAACAUUAGGAAUUCCAUUGUGUGUCAAAAAAAAUCAUGCUUAGUUUGUGUAUUGGCCCUUUAAAGCCAGACUGUGAUGUUUUAACUUGGUCAUUUGAUUAAAUAAGUUUGCUCUGGAUCUCAGGUCCUGGUUAUUAUUUCAAGCUUUGUGUAUAUAGACAUACACACAAGACUAUGGUCUGUACUAAUACCUAGGCUAUCUAAGUAUUAGCUAAUAUUUUCUCCUGUUCACUCAAUCUGUUUAAGGUAAAAUUUCAAAUUUAAGAUCCUUUUAAAUGGUGAGACAGCCAAGAUGGCAUUAUAAUAAAAGUCACUGAGAGGACUGUAACCAAUUGACUCAAACAGCUGUUAGCAGUAUUAAAAGUUCUGGCUUUCUUAUUUCAGAGGGCAUUCGGUUUCCAAGAGGUUUAAGAAAGUGCCAGGUUAAACUUGUAGCAUCAUUGUUUAAUCUUGGGUCAGAGAUAACUUCAGAUCAAGUUUUGUUUGUAUGUCAAAUUAAACAAAACUGGAACAUGAAUAUCAGGAUUAUGAAAGGAUAAGUUUUCAAAUCUAGGAUUGUCAAGUAGUUUUUAUACAUGGCCUAUUUUUAUCUGCAGUAGAGGAUUGAUUUUCCUUUUUUUAUUUUAUUUUUUUUUAAAUGUAGAGGUCACUUUAUGAGUUUAGUGAUGCAAACUUAAGGAAAGCCCCCAAAUUCUCAAAUGUGCUUUUAUUAAAAUUGGCAGAUUCUUAAAGAUGGAGAAUACAUAUAUUGGAGUGAAUUUGUGCCCCCACUCUAGACAAAGAGCUUACUAUAAAUGUCUCAGAAUUAGUGCUAGAAGCAGAAGCCCUGAUGAUAUUGCAGGCAUGGACUACUGAUUGCCUCAUUUAAACAAUUAUAUGUAAUAACUCCAGCUCUGAGAAUUAAAACAGCUUUUUAAUACUCCACCUGAAGCAGGGUUUUUCCCACUACAGAACCAUCUAUUUGCAAAACUUGGGUUUUGUGGUGAACCCGCAUGAAAUUAGUUGAUGAUCUCAGAUCAGUUCCUUUUAGAUAAUUGGCACUAAUUAGUACCUUUGUUACUAAUCUCUCAGCAGAGAGAGACCAAGAACGGAAUAGGCUGUGGAGACUGAACUAUCAGCCCCAGAGGUGCUACUUCCAGGACAUAUGGAAACAUAUUGACUGGGCAGUGUGGGAAAGCUCGCAUUGCUAAUGUCCAUGCUGUACAUGUCCUGUGGCUAGAAUCUUCAGGGUUAACAAUCCAGACCCUCAUCAGCAUUAAGGUCGCACACACAAAAACCUAAGCCUUCUAAACUACCCAAAGAGCUACAAGAAUCUUUCUUUUUGUACAUGCAGCAUUGAGGAUUUGGGGACUUGGAUUUCUUUAAUGGAAAUGAAACAAGCCAAGAAUAAAAAUUAUCAUAUUAGACCAAGUACAGGGCUGGCUGAGUUUACCAGUAUAUGCUUUACUAUUCACAUUGGCCAAAAAGGGAAAGAAAAAGACAAUGCAGGAAUCCAGUAACAAACAGCAAGGUGUUGGGGGUAGUUAGCUUUUAUAAAUUAGGGCCAUUUUGCUGUAGAUCAGAACUUCUGCUGAAACUAAAUGGGAGGCUUGUUUUCUAUCUUAUGGUUGUGAGUUUUCAAGCGUUGAUAGCCUGGUUUAACUGAAGAGAGGGUUAGAAAGGGCUAGAUCCAUUAUGUUCAUAAUAAACAAGAAUUGAUUUCAAAUAUAAUUUUUGUAAUGUCAUUAUUUUUCAAAACAAAGGCACCAAGCAGGCAGUUUAGAUAUUGUCAGAGGUGCUCUCUUAAUUUAGAUAUUCUUGGAAAAAAUACAUAUGUAUAAUAUGUAAAAUAUAUAUAUAUAUAUAUAUAUACACACACAGUAUAUAAUCUACAGCUCUGAGAGCUUUUAAGUCAGGAAUGCUGAGUAUUAUAGUAUAUUGAGGUCAGAAACAAUUUUUACUUUUGUGUGUGUGUGUGAGUGUGCGCACGCUUACAUUUUCAGUAGGUUUGGGCUGUAUUAUUCAGGCGCUUAUUAUUGAUUAUUUUUUUUGUGCUGUUGUUCAGUUACCCAUUUUAAAGGAUUUUAUUUCAUCCUUCAAGGCUAUUGUGUUUUUCUUAGAUGGAGAUUUUGAAAUAAUGUAAACAAUUGUUUAAAAACUCCCCCCUCCCUCAAAAUUAUUCACUUUUGUGCUUUGUGUCUUUGGCAGCUAUAUAACAAAGGCAAAAAUUAUUGGAAGGGGUUUUACUAAGAAACCACCGGUAAGACUUUUUUUUGUUUAUCUCGUGGUGUAGGGGCAAUGCAUUUUUAUUUGACCAACGAUUUCACCAGAUUUGGAUAGUUGCCAGCAGCAUUGCUAGUAUCUGAAAGCACAAUUCCAGCCAGUCAUGCUCUUCAGGACAAAGUCAUCUGUAGGCUUUUGGUUGUUCUAUGGUUUGUCUUUGUGUCUCAGACCUACUGGCUUGUCUGGUACUAAAUGUUGACCAGAAAGGUGGUGGGGUGUUUGGAACCAUGCAAAGACUCAGGAAAAAAUAAAGAUUAAUUUAACAAGGACAAACCACCCUAUGCGUAACAUUUCUGAUCUAAAUUUGUACUACCGUUUUUUAAUCUGGGCUUCCAGUAGACAGCAGCUGCAGGCAGUCAUCUGUUAAUUAAAACUGGUCUCCGCUUAUUUUUAAAACAGACAGCCGGUGCUUUUUGCAGGUUAAAGCAAGAACAAGUCUACACUCUAAAGUGAGUUCAUUAUCAGUGGUCACAAGCCUGUGGCAGUUAUAGGAGGGUUUCUCUGCAUUUCUGAGAUCCUGUUUGUAUUGCCAUUUUUUGCCCUGAGAACAGAGUUAGUGACAGACCAUUCGCCAGUGACCUAAAGGAAAGGUUGUAUAUUUAUUUUUGUUACGUGAUAUGCUUUGUAAAUGUUUGAUAAAAUGUGCACUUUGACAAAAAGAAAAAUACCUUAGAGCAAUUGGAUAUUGGCUUUGCUUGAAAAGCUCCCUGACAUGGUUAUUACAGACCUACUACCUGUUUGUGACUCUCACUCCUCUCCGCAGAUCUGUUGACUCUUUCAUGAAGAGCUUUCAGCAUGAAGCCUCUUAGCACCUGACUUUCAGCAGGGGCUACUUCAAAAUGGCAGGGGAUCUGAACUGGCAGUACCAAAAGGCUAGAUACCAGGGUGUCGUAUAAGAAUCUCAUUCUGUCUCUUAGGAACACGUACAGGACGAAUGUUAAAUUAUUUUUAGACAAAACAGAACUAGUUCAAAGAACUCAAGUGAGAAAGGGGAAUUAAUUUGGAAGGGAAACUGAAACCUUUUCAGUCACAUUAGUCCCCUGUCCCCCGUUUGAGAUAUAGCAGCACAUUUCCGGAGCUGCAUCCCAAGAAAACAAAUGCAAAAGGAUUUACAGAUUCUAUGUACCAGGAAAUGGAGGUGCAUCUAAUGAUAACACGCCCAUUCAGCUUUUAAAAAAAAUUUUAAAAAAAUGCACAGCUAACUCUCUUUUGCAGUGGCAAUGAGGGGAAUUGAUGACUUAGCUAUACCCUGGAUCCUUGGAAUGUGAGCUUUUCAAAUGUCCUGUACAUUCACGGUUUGUGUGGACUGUGACUAAGGAGUGGUUUCCUUGAUCUUCUGAAUUUGCUAGUUAUAAAAGAUACUGAUCCGAGAGGGACCUGAACGUAUCAUAAAGCUGAGCUAGUUUGGGAGGAUUCAACGUGAUAUACAGACAGGGUCCUGAAGUUCCAGCUGGCAUUUGCUCAUGGUAGGUUCAGCUCUGUUGAUGGAUGUAGCUUGAAUAUUUCUGUAUCUUUAGGGAAGAGGGACCAGCUUCAGUUUGCAAAAAGGGUUUGUGUUUCAGGUUUUUCAGCUUGCAGUGUUUUUUGUAAGUGUAUUUAAAUCAUAGCCUGUGAAGAGAAUUGAAAGACCUUGGCCUGUCUACAUUCUGGUACUGCAAGUUCAGGUCCCAGCUGCACUUUUUGGCUCACUAUAUAAGAUUGUAAUUUUAGAUCUCGUUCUCACCAGCAAGAAACAGGGAAAGUUUACUGUCCUCAGGAGACAUACAUUGGGCAGGGAAGAGGGUGGGGGCAGGGGGCUAAUGAUCCAAGGUUAGCACGUUUAACAGAAGCUGACCGUUCGCUGUACUUGUGACUUGGAAGCAUACUGUUAUCAAAAUCCGUUCGUUGAGUCUCAGCCUUAGGCAGCAUCUCUAGGAAGUAAGGGGAAAUCUGGGAUAACACGAAGUGGGGAACCAACAAGAAAAGGGCCUUGUGCCCAUUGGCCAUCUGCAAAUGGUUAAAGUUAAGAAUCGGCGACAGCAGGAUGCUCUACCCAAGUUGUAUCUUAUCCAGGUGCCACUCCAUUGUGUGUGUAAUGAAAUUAUUUAUAUUUAAAAAUAAAUAAAAUUAUAGAACUGCAGAUUUGUAUGAAAUUUAACACUCUACUGCUCGUAUGGACUUUCUGGGGUGAGGAAGGGAAGGGGCAGAGAGAGGUGGGGACUAGCAACUGUCCCCACACACCCCGCACAGACUUGUCCACAUAUCAGUUGUUCAUGUCAAAAAUAAAUCAUUUCUAGGCCAGAUUUGUAAUUUGAAAUGUUUUUAGAACAAUGUUUUUCAGGGAGGUUUCUAGAGCAAGGAUUAUUAUUAACUAUUGUUAUUAUUUUUUUAAUUUAAGAUGGCGAGGGUAAAGCUCACCUCACCCCGUUUCUGAUCCUUUACCCAAAACUAUCAGCACAAAACAGGGUAUUUCAACCUUAACUCCAGCAUUUCUGUGGGAGUUAAAUUACUAAACAAAGAAACCUUGAUGCAGGAAAUAAGUUCCUAUUACAAUUCCCUACAUUCUAGAAACAUCCCUGCUUUAAUUUUUUUUUUACUUAAUCUUUUUGUGCUUUAUCUGUGUUUAAAAAAAAAUUGUACUGAGUUAUAAUGCAUUUUAUUAACACUAUGUACAUAUUAGCUGCUUUGUGUUUCAGAAUGGUAGUAAUUGCUUUGUAUAUUAAAGUGAUCCUUGUGAAUUUGUGAAUUAUUGUCAUAAAGAAGUGCUUUUUCUUACUGUAACCUUUGUGGUAUAAACUGUCAUAAAUCCCUUUUUACACAAACAUUGAUGUGCAGUCACAUAAACAUGCUUUUAAAAACUC